Molecule: messenger RNA, 1050 nt
Organism: Wickerhamiella sorbophila
Lineage: Eukaryota; Fungi; Ascomycota; Dipodascomycetes; Dipodascales; Trichomonascaceae
Product: 3-keto-steroid reductase
Exons: 1
Coding region: 1-1050 (349 amino acids)
Biological process (GO): ergosterol biosynthetic process
Cellular component (GO): mitochondrial outer membrane; lipid droplet; endoplasmic reticulum membrane
Molecular function (GO): 3-beta-hydroxysteroid 3-dehydrogenase (NADP+) activity
Source: RefSeq, a predicted model, not a curated record
AUGGUUAUCCAUAAGACUGCCCUGGUUACAGGAGGCAAUGGAUACCUUGGGUCGGCGCUGUGCAAGCGAUUAAUGGAUAAUACUGACGAAAAUGUUCGUUUGACAAUAAUUAUCACCUCGCGUCACUUCCGCGGAGCCACGGAGGCAGUGCGAAAUUUACAAGCCUAUGUGUUUGAGAAACACCCGAACCGCCCGCAGCCCAUUGAAUUUGACUAUUUAUUGUUUGAUCAAUGCGACAUGAUCUCGGUCCUGAAUGCAGCUCGCGAAAUCAAAAAGAGAUAUACUAGUAUCGAGUAUAUGUUUUUCAAUUCAAGCCACUCUCAAAUGACCGGCAUUGACAAAUGGCAAGCGGCAAAGGACUUUGUCACGGAGCCAAUUCGUGCGUUCACAGUAGGAACCUUUAAAAUCCAGGGCAAAGCUACCAAAACCGCAGAUGGAAUGGGUAGCUCUUUCCAGGCCAACGUGUUCGCUCCGUGGUUCCUAGUGCAGGAGAUUUUGCCAGUGCUCAAGCCGGGUGCCAAAUUGAUUUGGAUCUCAACGAGCAUAUCAUCACCGGAAUUCUUUGACAAGGAGGACUUGGGUGUCGAGGAGAGCCACUACUCGUACGAGGCUUCCAAGUACGAGCUGGAACUUUUACAUCGCGCGACCUACAAAGAUUUGCUGGCGAAACACGGAAUCCAGUCAUGGAUUCUUCAGCCCGGCGUAUUCAAAUCGACAACUUUCGUGCCUACUCUCGACAUAUUCUCGUAUUUGUUCAUGCUCUUCAUGUUCUACGUUUGCCGUCUCUGCGGAAGCCCGUACCAUUGCAUACACCCCGAGAUUGCCGCCAAUGCUCCACUAUUCCUCGCAUUGGAAGCAACGCCGGACAAGGACGAUAUGUCGGUGAAAUACGGCUCGUCAGUGACCCGCUGGGGCAAGGAGAAGCUGAUCACUACCGAGUUCAACCCUGACGAAGCUGACGUCAAGGCCGUCCACAGCUAUGUGGAGAACCUCCGUCAACAGUGGAAGCUCAGACUUGCGGAUCAGAUUGUGGAACGCGAAGACUACUAA